This is a messenger RNA of Wyeomyia smithii (pitcher-plant mosquito), 891 nucleotides long. RefSeq lists its product as uncharacterized. Bases 1 to 891 code for a protein of 296 amino acids. Lineage: Eukaryota; Metazoa; Arthropoda; Insecta; Diptera; Culicidae. The record is from RefSeq and is a predicted model, not a curated record. The transcript has a single exon.
AUGGAAAAGUUAAUCCGCGAACGAAAAUCUAUCGAGCCACGUAUCAAACGUGUGGCCGAAGCAGUGAAAAAACUAGAGACAGAAGUGGCUGAAGAAACCGAAGUGCAAACGGAACUCGAAGUGCUGGGUGAUAUUUGGGCUGCAUUUUGUACAGUGCACAAAAGAGUGUUGAACGCAUGUGACGAUGAAGAUAAAUAUGCCGACGCUGCGCAAAAUCAGUGCAAUUUCGUACGCGUUUACAUUGGACUGAAAAAUCGCCUUGCGAAAGUGCUAAAAGCGGUGCAAAAUCGCGAUCGCAGUCAAGAAGAGCGAUCUCCGCCGCAAAGUGAAAUAAUUAACCAACUUGCCCAGCAACAAGCAGAGUUACUCAGCAUGAUGGCGGGUAGAAUGGCUGCUGGCGCUAGUGCACCCACUGCUGUUGCUGAUUAUGCCCACGAUCCCAUACCGCUGUCCGAUCUCAAGCUGCCCCGCAUGAACCUUCCUUCCUUCGCUGGGAACUAUCUCGAGUGGCAGUCUUUUUUCGAUUUAUUCAAGAGCAUGGUUGACUCGAACCCAUCGAUCAAGGAUAGUCAAAAAUUGUAUUUUCUCAAAACUCAUCUCUCUGGAGAGGCUGCAACGCUUAUCUCCCAUCUAAAAAUUGAAGAUGCAAAUUACGCUCCGGCUCUGGCAAAGCUUAAAGCUCGCUAUGAUAAACCGCUCGAGAUAGCUCACAAGCACAUUGAACGCUUUCUCAACCAACAAGCCUUGACGUCACCGUCUGCUCAAGGUUUACGUUCAUUGCAUGACAUCUCCGACGAGGUUGUUCGUGCUCUUCAAGCCAUGCAAAGAGAGGAUCGUGAUACUUGGCUGCUGUUCAUCCUCAUCGGAAAACUGGAUUCCGAAACCAAGUAG